UGAGCCACCUUCUGUGAAGGUCUGCAUCUUUUUUUGUGGGGGUGAAAUAACCAACAAGGAGUAGAAGGAGGUGUGUACUGUACACACGAGGCUGCCAGUUGGAGGGAGGACAGGAGGGAGAAGGGAAGCGAAGAGGGGGAUGAAAGGUUGGCUUGGUACAGCUGUUGAUGCCAAGGUGUGACAGUGAGACAAACUGAGGAAGCUCAGAAGAUUAGAGGACACAAGUGCGAGGAGCCGUGGCAGCCACUUGUAGGCCAAGAGAAGAGGAAAACAGAUUCAAAUACGUACACAGCUGGACAGAUGAGGAGGCAUCAGGGACCACGCUUUAGUCCUGGGUAUCUGGUGAACUGACCCUGCCUGCAACAGGCGAGGAGUCAGAGGACCAGGGCCAUGACUGUCCCUUCUGGCCCUGGUGGGCGUGCCUUAGUGCCAUGGCCAAGGUUGUGUCAAUGGAUCCUGGCUGCCUCUCUGGUCGCUAUGAUAACCACGACUAUGCCAGGGAUCAGCCAGGCCUGUCCGCCACGAUGCGAGUGCUCAGCUCAGCUGAGGUCAGUGUCAUGUCAGCGGCGGCGGCUUACCAACAUCCCAGAAGGUAUUCCCACAGAGACAAGGCUCCUGGACCUCAGCAAGAACCGGCUCCGCUGGGUGCAGGCGGGUGAUUUGACACCGUACCCAAGGCUGGAGGAAGUGGACCUCAGUGAGAAUCUCAUCGCAACAUUAGAGCCUAAUGCCUUCUCAACCCUUCAAAAUCUUAAAGUGCUAAAGUUAAGGGGUAACCAACUAAAGUUAGUGCCCAUGGGAGCCUUUGCCAAGUUGGGCAAUCUGACCAACCUGGAUCUGAGUGAGAACAAGAUGGUGAUUUUACUGGAUUACACCUUCCAGGAUCUGAGGAAUCUGAAACAUCUGGAGGUUGGCGACAAUGACCUGGUUUAUAUAUCCCACAAGGCAUUCUCAGGGCUGCUUGGGCUGGAGGAUCUUACUGUAGAGCGCUGUAACCUUACAUCCAUCUCUGGCCAGACACUGUCCUACCUUCGCAGCCUGAUCACUCUUCGCCUUCGCCACCUCAGCAUUACUGCCCUGGAGGACCAGAACUUCCGCAAGCUCUCCAACUUACGGGGUCUGGAAAUUGAUCACUGGCCAUACCUUGAAUACAUCUCCCCUCUUAGUUUUCAGGGCUUGGAUCUCCACUGGCUUUCCAUAACUAACACCAACAUCACCUCUGUCCCCUCCACCUCCUUCAAGAACCUAGUGCACCUUACCCACCUCAACCUGUCCUUUAAUCCCAUCACCACACUAGAGCCUUGGGCCUUUAAGGAUCUGCUGAGGUUGAAGGAGCUCAUCAUGGUGAGCACUGGGUUGAUGACAGUGGAGCCCCAUGCCUUUGGAGGCCUCAGACAGAUUCGGGUCCUCAACUUCUCCUCCAACGAUCUACAGACUCUGGAAGAGGGCUCCUUCCACUCUGUUAACAGUCUGGAGACUCUCAGAGUGGACGGAAACCCCCUGUUGUGUGACUGCCGUCUGUUGUGGAUCCUGCAAAGGCGCAAGACCCUCAACUUUGACGGCAGAGUGCCAGUGUGUGCGGGGCCGAUGGAGGUGCAAGGGGUCAGCCUCAGCGCCUUCACCGAUUCUGCACUCUUCGAUCAUUUUACAUGCCAGAAACCUAAGAUACGCAACCGUAAGAUGCAGCAGGUGGUUGUUCGAGAAGGCCAACCAGUGAGUUUUCUGUGUCGGGCUGAUGGAGAACCUGCACCUUCUAUUGUCUGGAUUUCACCACAGCGCAGACGGAUCACAGCCAAGAGUUCAGGACGCAUCACUGUUCUCUCUAGUGGUACCCUUGAGAUUCGCUACGCCCAGCUUACUGACAGUGGAACAUACAUCUGCAUCGCCAGUAACGCCGGAGGCAAUGACACCUACUUUGCCACACUCACAGUGCGAGGCCAGCCGCUGGAUGCCGCCUCAGCCUUUUUUCUUAACCGUUCACUGUACAGCAACGAGUUCUUCAACGACACCAAUCUUAACAGCACACGCGUUUUUCUCAAGUUCACUUUGGACUUGACAACCAUCUUGGUCUCGACGGCGAUGGGCUGCAUCACCUUUCUGGGGGUUGUCCUCUUCUGUUUUCUACUGUUGUUCGUGUGGAGUCGGGGGCGUGGCCAGCGCAGGAACAACUUCACAGUAGAGUACUCUUUCCGGAAAUCUGAGCCCGCCACUGGGAGCUCUUCAGGAGGGACCAGAAAGUUCAAUAUGAAAAUGAUAUGAAACAACGCAGCCAGGGGUCCCUCGGGGGAGGCAUGAGCACGUCCCAGAAACGUGUCUGACACACGCAAACACACACAGCAUCUGACUCACAAAGAAGUUUGAAAGCUCAAUAUAAGUUCUUGUCUGUGGCUCUACCUAAAAUUGAACACCCACAUCAAUACUGGAGCCAUGACUCAAUUUGGCUUGUGAAAACAAAAUUACCCUGGUCUAUCGACCCCACUGUGGUCUUAUUUAGUUUGUGGCUGAAACAUGUUAGCACAAGACAGUAAGAAGCAAUAAUAGUAAAAGGCUACUUGUAUAUUAUUGUCUAUAAGGAUAAAGUAAAAAAAUAUAGGUGAUAAGUUUUAAACUGGCACUGGAACAUGAGUGGAUCUGUCUAUUUUGAUAAGAAAUCAAGAUUUAGCUUUUCAUUUAAAUGUCCCUUUUUUGUAGUUUGUGUCAUCACAGAUUUAAAAAGAAAUGUCUUACAGAUAAUCAGUUAAGAGAAUUUAUAGUCAAGUCUUGUUACAGUUCAUGCAUGCAGAGUUACAGGUCAGAGUUUGUUCAGCUAAAUAAAACAUUUAUUCUAAAGAAAAAAAACACAUAAAUUGUUUAAAAUACAGUUAAUGAUAGCAUUCAUUACUUAUUUUGACUACACCUGAGUAGUGGGGACUACAUAGGGUCAAACAGCUCAUUACAAUGAUUAUGUCUUCUUUCAGUAAUCAAAGGAUCCAUUGACAAUCACAGGCUUUAUAUGACGAAUAGACAAAAGAAACAAAAUUUGGCCUUUUCUUCUUUGUGAGAAGUUACCACAAAAUGAGCUGUGUGAGUUUGGGACGAGCGCACUGACCGAGAACUAUCAUGGCUGCCUGUGGCCUGGAGGGCUUUGCUUUGAAGAUAAAACCUCUGGGUACAGGCUGCUAAGAUAACCACAGUAACCAAUUCAAAAGAGAGCUCUGGGUUGCAGGUGCACAAGGGUUGCUGGUAGAAAGGAAGGGAAGGUAUAAGGCAAGCUGACCUGUGCUUUCUCUUUCCUACGUUCCAAGCCCCUCUGAUGCGCCUUCCCUGAAAGGGAGAGCGUGGAAGGUGGCGACCUCCACUGCCCCCUCAUUUCUGCUCUCUGUUGUAUUGGUGGUCACCCGACUUUACUGAUGCUGCCCGGGGGGAGCAGCCUGGAUAGUUGGGUCAUGCUCAGAGGCAGAUGGAGGACAUUCAGACUCACAAGAAGGUGUUUGCAUUACAAACAAAAUCAAUCCGACAGUGUAUGACACAACAGCACAUUUAGCGCCUUUUCUCAGGAAGUGAAAUAAAUAACCUACGAAGUGAAAGUGGUACACAUGUUUACUGUGCUAAUAUAUAACAUUCCAGCAAUACUGUAUGUAUAGCCAUAAAUUUACCACUCAUUUUCCAAGAGAGAACUACUGAAAAGUUGUGCGUGAAGAAACAAAGCCAUAGUUUGCGUAGGUUGAAUUUUUAUACAGUAGUGUGUGCAUGAUUCGGUUAUAUUAUUAUCACCCCUGCCAUCCUACAAGCUGCCUCGUUGAUCAUGAGACCAUCUGCUGUCACGGGGUUUCACCUCAAAACACACACACACAGAACCACAUUGCAGUCAUCGUACAAGGUAACAAAGCAGCACAAAAAUCUCAAGAUGUGAUGCCGACUGCUCUCUAUCUGCCUCUGCGACGGCCGGUGUGCGAAUGUCUCUGCCCCCCUAGCCCAGUGCA
Messenger RNA from Melanotaenia boesemani (Boeseman's rainbowfish), 3962 nucleotides. Its product is annotated as leucine-rich repeat and immunoglobulin-like domain-containing nogo receptor-interacting protein 3. The transcript has 4 exons. The record is from RefSeq and is a predicted model, not a curated record. Bases 391 to 2259 code for a protein of 622 amino acids. Gene Ontology annotation, cellular component: plasma membrane. Gene Ontology annotation, molecular function: protein binding. Lineage: Eukaryota; Metazoa; Chordata; Actinopteri; Atheriniformes; Melanotaeniidae.